This is a messenger RNA of Falco peregrinus (peregrine falcon), 3695 nucleotides long. Its product is annotated as toll-like receptor 2 type-1. The coding region runs from base 941 to 3322 and encodes 793 amino acids. Gene Ontology annotation, cellular component: membrane. The record is from RefSeq and is a predicted model, not a curated record. Gene Ontology annotation, molecular function: transmembrane signaling receptor activity; triacyl lipopeptide binding; protein binding. Gene Ontology annotation, biological process: immune response; inflammatory response; toll-like receptor signaling pathway. Lineage: Eukaryota; Metazoa; Chordata; Aves; Falconiformes; Falconidae. The transcript is spliced from 6 exons.
UGCUACUGCGCUUGCGGGAAUGAGCCUGAAAGCUCUUAGGGCAGCUGCGAGAUCUGAUUGCCAGGGGGCAAAUGAGAUCAUCAAAGAGAGCCGUCAACCAUCUGAGUCAGCUGGAGAGGCGGAAGGGGAGGAAGCUGGGGAGGUGCUCCCCACCUGCGCUGGGGCUGGCAGUGCCUUCAGCUCCAGCGCCCAACUUCUCUCGGGCUCAGGAGAAGCCCCAGUGCCGCCCGGGAAGCCGCGGCCUUGGCAGCACUGAGAUUCCUGCAGAGCCAGCACCACGUUCGUCAUCCUGCCAGGUACUUCCUGGUUUCAGUGGUGUGUCAUGUUUACCACAGCCAGCCGGCCAAAGUAAACCACCCGAAGCUGCAAAGGAAAAAGCCACCCGGCCGCACGGCGAAGCUGCUCCCCGGCCUCUGAGCGCCGUAGCCCUCUCAGACGAGGCGCUGGCUUGCCGUUCCCAGCGGACAGGCUUGCGAGGAAUCGCCCUGAGACAAACCUGCCCCUGUACACAGCCACGGGCAGAAAGCUCAGGCAGGUGCAAACCUCAUGAUGAGUUCAGCAUUGGAAGAAUAUCACCUGAAUUGAUAUAAGUUCGAACAUGAAUACCCGAAGCCCUGCAAGUCAGAUUAAAGCACAGGCACCAGCAGUACAUGCCAAGGCUCUGCUUCCAGGACCAUGAAAGGAUGCCAAGCCGUUCUGCUUUCAAUUACACAAGUAUUAUACCUCCUGCUCCAAAGACUGCAAACACAGAUCUGACCAUUUUUCCUUGCCAUCCGUUUCCAGGGGGGCUUAAGAGCAGAGUGCUGGGCUGGCACCACUGCGGCCGAGCCGACACACCAACACAUCCCAGUUACCAAGGAUAUGAAGUGACUGCUUGGAUCCCAGAGUACAUGAUCAGCACGCGAGGAGGCUGAAACACAGGGUGCAGUACACAAGCAAAAUGUUCAACCAAAUGAAAUACAAAUCUAGAACAACACACAAUUGGCAAGUGUGGGCUAUCUACAUGAUCUUCGCUGCAAACCUCUCUGAAGAGCAAGUGCUGAAGCAGGCUUGUCCUUCAUGCGGUGCCACUGAGGUUUGCAACUGCUCUGCCAGGGGCUUGGACUUCAUUCCCCCAGGGCUCACGGGCAAAAUCACAGUGUUAAACCUGGCCCACAACAGGAUAAAGCACAUCCAGUCCCAGGACCUGCAGCAGGCUGUGAACCUGAGAGCCCUGCUGCUGCAGUCCAACAACAUCAGCUCCAUAGAUGCGGACUCGUUUCGCUCCCUCGGGAAACUGGAGCUCUUGGACUUGUCAAAUAACAGCUUGGCUUACUUGUACCCUGCGUGGUUUGGGCAGCUUUUUUCACUCCAGCACCUCCACCUUCAAGGGAAUUCCUACAGAGACCUGGGGGAAAGCUCCCCCUUCUCUAGCCUGAGAAACCUCAGCUCUCUCCACCUGGGCAACCCCUGGUUCUCCACGAUAAGGCAAGGGAACUUUGAGGGCAUUGCGCUUCUCGACAAACUGUGGAUUGAUGGUGGCAACCUCAGUCAGUACGAGCCAGGAAGUUUGAAAUCGUUUAAGAAGAUAAAUCACAUGAUCAUAAACAUAAGAAAUACUAAUGUAUUCUCAGCGAUUAUCAGGGACCUUCUCCACUCUGUUGCUUGGUUAGAAGUGAGAGACAUUAGAUUAGAGAUUGAAAAAGAAACCUUGGUGCAGAAUGCUACGCUUCCUUUUAGGAUACAAAAACUUACAUUUAGAGAUGCUUCAUUCACAGAUCAAUACAUGAGCCGAAUACUAGUAUUACUGAAGGACAUCACAUCUUUAGUAGAGUUAGAGGCAAUUGAUUGUGUGCUUGAUGGGAAAGGAGAAUGGGAUAUCAAAGAAAUCACAAGGAGUGGGAAAAGUUUUGUUGAAACUGUAUCAUUAAAAAAUAUAGUAAUUCAGAAUUUUCAUUUGUUUUUUGACCUGGAAGGCAUGGAGUCACAAAUAAACCAACUAAAAAGACUCACCAUUGCAAGUUCCAGAGUUUUCAUGGUAGCAUGCAAACUUGCAAGGCAUUUUUCAUCACUUCUGUAUCUAGACUUCAGUGACAAUUUGCUUGUAAAUAAUCGUUUAAAAGAGACAAUCUGUGAAGGUGCUUGGCCCUCAUUGCAAACUUUAAAUCUAAGUGAAAACUCUCUAAAAUCUCUGAAAAACACUGCAAAUUCUGUAACUCGUCUACCCAAACUGAUUAAUCUUGACAUUAGUCAAAAUAAUUUUGGUGAGAUGCCAGACGUAUGUGAAUGGCCAGAAAACCUGAAAUAUUUGAAUCUCUCCAGCACUCAAAUAUCUGAGGUCACCGCUUGCAUUCCCCCAACGCUGGAAGUUCUGGACGUUAGCGCUAACAACCUGAGGAGGUUUGAACUGCAACUGCCUUUUCUCAAAGAGCUGUACCUCACCAAAAACCAGCUGAAGACCUUGCCUGGUGCCAUAUCCAUUCCGAACAUAGUGGUUAUGUCAGUCAGAGGAAACAAGCUCAACGGUUUGUCCAAGGAAGAGUUUGUGUCCUUCAAGAAAAUGGAGCUGCUGGAUGCCAGCGACAACAGCUUCAUCUGUUCCUGUGAAUUCCUCUCCUUCAUCCACCACCAGGCCGAGAUAGCCCAGGUGCUGGUGGGGUGGCCGGAUGAGUACAUCUGUGACUCUCCGCUGGCGGUGAGAGGGGCACAGGUUGGAGCUGUGCACCUCUCCCUGAUGGAGUGCCACAGGUCCCUUGUGGUGUCGUUGAUCUGCGCCGUGGUCUUCCUGGUCAUCCUCGUGCUCGUGGCUGUGGGCUACAAGUACCACGCGGUCUGGUACCUGCGAAUGACCUGGGCAUGGCUCCAAGCCAAGCGGAAGCCCAAGCGAGCCCCGCCAAAGGACAUCUGCUACGACGCUUUUGUCUCCUACAGCGAGAAUGACUCCGACUGGGUGGAAAACAUCAUGGUGCGGGAGCUGGAGCAGGCCUGCCCCCCGUUCCGGCUCUGCCUUCAUAAGCGGGACUUUGUGCCCGGGAAGUGGAUUGUGGACAACAUCAUUGACUCCAUCGAGAAGAGCCACAAGACGCUCUUUGUGCUGUCCGAGCACUUUGUGCAGAGCGAGUGGUGCAAAUACGAGCUGGACUUCUCGCACUUCCGCCUCUUUGACGAGAACAACGAUGCGGCGAUUCUCGUCCUCCUGGAGCCCAUCCAGAGCAAAGCAAUUCCCAGGAGGUUCUGCAAGCUGCGCAAGAUCAUGAACACAAAGACCUACCUGGAAUGGCCUCUUGAAGAAGAUCGGCAGGAGAUGUUUUGGGAAAACUUGAAAGGAGCCUUGAAGUCGUAAAGCAAGUCAGCAGUACCCAUUUCAGCAUAUUUCCAAAGGAUCUAUGUCAGUGUUUGCUUAUGCUAAGCGUUUUUUCUUUCUUAUUAUUCUGCCUAAGGAGAACUGGCUUUGUUGUGUAUAGAAAUAAUUGUCAUCUUACUAAAUGUGAAAACCCACUUCAGGCUUUCCCAUGAUUUGAUACUCUGAUCUUUCAGAACCCCUGCCAAUAACUAUGAUAUUUGAAAGCCAUGUUGGGUUUCAUAUACUUAUCUAAAUUCAUUUAGCUGUAUGUAGGGCAUUUCUGUACUUUUUCCUCCUGUUACCACAUCCCCAGCUAGUUGUUAAUGAUGCGAUUGUAAUUUAGAAAUGAAAAUAAAAGCCAAGUACUUCAAUA